Messenger RNA from Dermacentor silvarum, 3232 nucleotides. Its product is annotated as ribokinase. Bases 374 to 1399 code for a protein of 341 amino acids. Lineage: Eukaryota; Metazoa; Arthropoda; Arachnida; Ixodida; Ixodidae. Gene Ontology annotation, molecular function: ribokinase activity. Gene Ontology annotation, biological process: D-ribose metabolic process. The record is from RefSeq and is a predicted model, not a curated record. The transcript is spliced from 8 exons.
CUAAAGGACGAGUAAUACGGUAUGAUCCCCACUGAUCCUCGAGAUCGCCUAUGAGAUCGCCUUGCGAUCUUGCUCCCAUUGUGUUAAUUUUGUGCAACAAUUCGCAACCAGUGUCUUGAAAGCUCCGUAAGUCGAAACACAGAGUGUUGAAACCCGCACAGAAUGUUAGCGCCGUAUGUUGGAAGUCGUUGCUCAACGCCUGCUGCCUCGCUAGCGAUGAUCGUGUUUACGCAGCUUGGGAUUUUAGGGGAAAAAGGAAAAGAUAAGCGUUAUCAUUUCAAACGUCGAUGUGCGCUUCCGCGCGCAGCUGGGCUCGGAGGUGACACUUCACUUGGAAUCGAGCAACUGCCACUCGGCCUGACGUGAUCGCGACAUGAGUGAACCGAAGCCGUCCAGCAAAUACGGGGAUGCCAAGCGCGACAACCCCAAACAGGAGAAACACGCCGAGGUCAAGCAGCCUGAUGUCAAGACUAUCGAAGCUGUAUUUCUUGGAGCCUGCGUGGUCGAUCUGAUCAGCUAUGCUGAUCGCUUCCCGGCACCUGGGGAGACUCUGAUUGGUAAUGACUUUGUCAUGGGCCAUGGUGGCAAGGGAGCCAAUUCCUGUGUCAUGGCCGCACGCAUGGGAUUGACGUGCGGCAUGAUCGCAAAAGUUGGCAGUGACAAGAUCGGAAAGGACUACUUGCAGUACCUUCGUGAUAUUAAAGUUAACACAGAUCACGUCAAGCCGGCAGACACAAGGGCGAACAAUGCCACGGCCAACAUCAUUGUAACAAAGAAAGGUCAUAACUGCAUCGUCUUCGUCCCCGGAGCUGCUGCAUUGCUCCUGCCGCAGGACGUGCAGGACGCCGAGCAAGCGAUCAAGAACGCAAAGAUUCUGGUGGCCCUCUUCGAAUGCUCCAGACAGACAAUGCUCGAGGCCCUGAAGAUUGCUCGAAAGCAUAAUGUGACGACAUUUGUAAACGCUGCGCCGUACGAUCCUACAAUGACGGACGAAGUUUACAAGUUGACCGACAUCCUCUGCGUUAACGAGACUGAGGCUAGCAGACUCACUGGCCUCAAGGUGGGCACCAAGGCCGAGUGUCAGGUUGCUGCGGACGCUCUGCUGGCCAAGGGGUGCCGCACCGUGAUAAUCACCGUCGGUGACCAGGGCGCCUACUUUUGCACCAGUUCCAACCGCCUGCUCACUCACGUCCCAGCUGAGAAGGUGGACGUGGAGGAUACGACGGGAGCCGGCGACGCAUUCAACGGGGCGUUUGCAUACCACUACGUGCGGCACCGUGACGUGCCCCUGGCGGAUACCAUCAAGAAGGCGUGCGACGUGGCCAGCAUCACGGUCCAGUCGCCCGGCACCCAGCUUAGCUACCCUCAGCGUGCCGACAUGCCAGAGAGCCUGCUCUAGGACUUUGUACCUACGCCUCGGGAUACCUGCAGGAUGGCAGUUUGCGUACGUGCGCACAUAAAUGAGUGUGCUGAAAGAGAAAAUGUAUGUGCCUUGGGUACCUCAGGUGCACUUUUGCAUGUGCUGCAAGGAAGACCUCAAGUCGAGCUAGAUUGAUAGAUUACUCAACUAGCUCAUCGUAUCAUUUCGAAAAAUAAUUUUCUUUGCGUCAAUGUAUCACUAUGUUGCAUGGGAAAUUGCCGCCGGAGGUCCUGCUGCUGCUGCUGCUCAAUUUGAACAGCCCGCUACAAUAUGGUCAAGCUGAAUUGGUCUUCACGUGACCCCCCUCUCAGUGAAUCAGCCGGUGCUGACUUCACAUGAUAGGUACCCUAGUCCAACGCAGGUGGCGCUGUUCUGGUUUUUCAUUUUCUCACUUACAAAAGCUCUGUUUUCACAGCAAAUGCCAAAUAUGUUGGCAACCCUUUAGGGGUUUUUGUCAUAUGUCUACAACGCUGUUGGUCUGUCCCGCUUGGUUUCUGCCGUACAUGUACGGGGGUGGGGGGAGAUCUUAUGCUUAAUAUUUGACGCAUAUUCAACACCACCGGUUGUUGAGAGCUGCUGCCGUCUCUAUAAAGUUGCACAACCUUAUUUGAAUUCGCCUUUCCACUCACUAGGGCGCACAACCUUGACUUGUUUAUCUCCGCCUGCUCACUCACAUGGUUGCGGGUGCUUCGUCUGCUACAUUCAAGGCGUGCGUGUAGGCGAUAGGAUUGUCUUUUAUGGCUACCGCUUUCGUGUUUCCAGUAGCUUUCCGUUUGGCCAAGGCAGCAGCACGCAGCGCAGGUGCAGCCUGCGCCCUAAGCAAAGAAAGGGAACAUGAUUCAUAUGUGUGUUUCUUGCAACAAGGCGCUCUGCGCUGAGCCCUGCUUCAAAGAGUGCCAUACUCUAAAGAAAAACUAAACACAUUUUUCGACAUCUCGGACAGUAGUAGACAUUUCUGCGUGUGCAUACUCUCCGUGCAUGAAACACGUUUUUGGGACAACUAUACAUUUUGCUGUAAAUAUUUUUUCUUGAUCUCUCACUGUAUAGCUUGUUUUGUGUAUACUUUUAUGCCUGUCAAGUGUUUUUGAGACAGAGUAUUGUUUGCAAUAAAAUUUUUACCGUAUUCAUGAGUUUUCAAUCACUUCCCACUUCUGGAAACUAAAAUUUUAAAGGUUUUUAACCCUCAAAGGGUUAAGCCUAAUCUUUCAGUCUAGCUUGACUUAAUAUUGUAGAGAAACGGUGAAGCUCAUUAGAAAAUUAUGCGUCUGCAAUAGCUAAGUGGCAGCUCUGAUAGAAGGCCUGGCAAGCGAGAAAAUAAGGCGCAGAAACAAGUGGCGACACCGCCUUGAAGUUCCCACGUCACAAGUUGCGACUGCAUCUGCUCAGGCCUAGUUCUUUCUUUGUCAGGCUUAUCACUAAAGAUGGGCUACAUAUAUGUGUUCUAAAAGAGCCAAAGAAUGAGCCUUAGCAUAUUUCAAGAGCUUUUACUACUAAGCCACAAUGUCCUAAAUAUAUUGUUACGUGUGGAAGGACACAGACGAAAGUGGCUAUUUGCACUUGAGCCAGACAGCCAGGCCCACACUCGCUCGCACCAAGGGCACAGACACACUUCGUCUUUCUUGCGGCGGCUCGUCUCUUGAACAUCUCUUGAUAUCGUAAUAAUAUGAAAUAUCAUAUUGAAAUAUGUGACGUCGCACCUACAUACUGGCACUGGUGUUUCGGCACAAAAUUCAAGAGGUGCAAGUUUGACUUUUUCUGUUGUUAUAAUCAACCUACUACAUGACAUCGAAAUUUGAAUAAAAUUUUUGAAAG